AUGGAGGCCGGCCCUCCCUGCGAGGUGGCCCUGGAGGCCGGGAGUCGAGCCUCACCCCCUCUGCUCCCCGUGGAGCUGUCGUUGCCCUUUAAACAGAUCAGGCCACUCCUGCUGGGGACCCGUCCCUCUGCCACCAUGAGGAACAUCUUCAAGAGGAACCAAGAGCCCAUGGUGGCUCCCGCCACCACCACCAUGCCCGCUGGGCCCAUGGAAAACUCCACCGAGAGCGGAGGCGCCAGGGAGGGCAAGGGGUACGGGUUUGCCACGGUGAAGGACCGAUUCUUCAAUGAGAUGGUCAAGUUCCCUCUCCCCCGCUGGGCGCUGGGCGCCAUCGCGGUGCUCCUGGGCCUCCUGCUCCUCACCUGCUGCCUCUGCAUCUGCAAGAAGUGCUGCUGUAAGAAGAAGAAGAACAAGAAGGAGAAGGGCAAGGGCGCCAAGAACGCCAUGAACAUGAAGGACAUGAGGGGCGGCCAGGACGAGGACGACGCCGAGACGGGCCUGACGGAGGGAGAAGGCGAGGGGGAGGAGGAGAAGGAGCCGGAGAACCUGGGGAAGCUGCAGUUCUCCCUGGACUACGACUUCCAGGCCAACCAGCUCACCGUGGGCAUCCUGCAGGCCGCGGAACUGCCCGCCCUGGACAUGGGCGGCACCUCGGACCCUUACGUCAAGGUCUUCCUCCUUCCAGACAAGAAGAAGAAAUACGAGACCAAAGUCCAUCGGAAGACGCUGAACCCUGCCUUCAACGAGACCUUCACCUUCAAGGUGCCGUACCAGGAGCUGGGGGGCAAGACCCUGGUGAUGGCCAUCUAUGACUUUGACCGCUUCUCCAAACACGACAUCAUCGGGGAGGUGAAGGUGCCCAUGAACACCGUGGACCUGGGGCAGCCCAUCGAGGAGUGGAGGGACCUGCAGGGCGGAGAGAAGGAGGAGCCGGAGAAGCUGGGUGACAUCUGCACCUCGUUGCGCUACGUGCCCACGGCUGGGAAGCUCACCGUCUGCAUCCUGGAGGCCAAGAACCUCAAGAAGAUGGACGUGGGUGGCCUUUCAGACCCCUACGUGAAGAUCCACCUGAUGCAGAACGGCAAGAGGCUCAAGAAGAAGAAGACGACCGUGAAGAAGAAGACCCUGAACCCGUACUUCAACGAGUCCUUCAGCUUCGAGAUCCCCUUCGAGCAGAUCCAGAGAGUCCAGGUGGUGGUCACCGUGCUGGACUACGACAAGCUGGGCAAGAACGAGGCCAUCGGCAAGAUCUUCAUGGGCAGCAACGCCACGGGCACGGAGCUGCGGCACUGGUCCGACAUGCUGGCCAACCCCCGCCGGCCCAUCGCCCAGUGGCACUCGCUCAAGCCCGAGGAGGAGGUGGAUGCGCUGCUGGGCAAGAACAAGUAG
This is a messenger RNA of Eubalaena glacialis (North Atlantic right whale), 1389 nucleotides long. RefSeq names its product synaptotagmin 2 (gene SYT2). The coding region runs from base 1 to 1389 and encodes 462 amino acids. The record is from RefSeq and is a predicted model, not a curated record. Gene Ontology annotation, molecular function: calcium-dependent phospholipid binding; calcium ion binding; clathrin binding. The transcript is spliced from 10 exons. Gene Ontology annotation, cellular component: synaptic vesicle membrane; dense core granule; axon. NCBI's taxonomy places the organism in Eukaryota, Metazoa, Chordata, Mammalia, Artiodactyla, Balaenidae. Gene Ontology annotation, biological process: calcium ion-regulated exocytosis of neurotransmitter; cellular response to calcium ion; regulation of calcium ion-dependent exocytosis.